This is a messenger RNA of Galdieria sulphuraria, 1251 nucleotides long. Its product is annotated as pantetheine-phosphate adenylyltransferase. Lineage: Eukaryota; Rhodophyta; Bangiophyceae; Galdieriales; Galdieriaceae. Bases 61 to 1062 code for a protein of 333 amino acids. Gene Ontology annotation, molecular function: dephospho-CoA kinase activity. The record is from RefSeq and is a predicted model, not a curated record. Gene Ontology annotation, biological process: coenzyme A biosynthetic process. The transcript has a single exon.
ACUUGUUGGUUUACAUUACCCUGUGUUUUUAGACCCCUUUCACAACCCAACGGAAGAAAGAUGCACUUACAAAUUCCCAAACACGCCGUUUUGGCUGCUGUGAAAGCUACAAAAAGAGCUUUAUAUUUGUAUGUAGCACUGGACGCGGCAAAAUGGCCUGCGACAGCAAGGUACAUCCUCUCUGCUUUGUAUUCCGUGGUCAUCGAAAGUGGAAGGACACGACUGGACUGUAAAGUUGUAUUUCACUAUUCGGGGAAAAGAUUAUGUGUAAACACUGUCUCCUCACAGACCCAAGAUGAAAACUUGUUUUCAGUAGCAGAAGAUGGAGAAGAGUGGAGUUCAACUGGUGAGGAGGACAACCUGGGUUGGAAACUCGAGGACGUGGAGUAUUUGGAUAGCAUCGACGCAGCGUUGACAAUGCCUGGAGAUGUUGCCAGUAUUCGACGCUAUUUUCGAAUGGGAGUAGCUGCAGUAGAAUUACCACUGUCAGCGGAAGAUGACUACGUGGAGAAAGUGGUGGAUGAGAAGGUACCUGGUGAUUGGGAUCGAUUUGUGGAGGGUCGCAACCCUCCUUAUGAAGUGGUAGCAGUAGGUGGUACGUUUGAUCGUUUGCAUGCAGGGCAUCGUUUAUUGUUGAGCGCAGCUGCCUGGAGUUGUAGUCGGCACUUGAGAAUUGGAGUAACGGGUUCAAAACUGCUUCAAAAUAAGCAGUGGAAGGAAUUGAUUGAGCCUUAUGAACAGCGAGUUGCUCAAGUUGUGGAAUUUGUGAAAAGCAUUCGUCCACAUCACUUGUGUGUCACAGCGGUAGAGUUGAAUGAUGUGGAAGGUCCUACGAUAGAAGAUGGUACGAUCCAAGCUCUUGUAGUUUCAGAAGAGACAUAUGCUAAUGCGCAAUCGGUAAACCCUAAACGAGCGGAAAGAGGGUUGGAACCUUUAGAUAUUUUUUCAGUGAAUGUAUUGUCGUUAACAAAGAUGGGUACCGCUGAAAAGCUAAGUUCUACCAAGUUGAGGGAAAUGGAAGCUAGGAAAAAGGUGUCGAUGGAACGUGUAUCGUUGUCAUAAUGGGUUCUCAUCUUGUUUUACUAUUCAAGGAAGAAUGAAAUGUGGAGAAAUGAAAACUUGAUGUUAUGUUUGGGAACAAGUCCGAAAUGUCCAUUCGAAUGGGUAAUCAUAGAAUAUUUGUGUUGUGAAUAGCCAAGUAUUGUGUUGUUGUUGGAGUAGAAAUAAACUUGCGUCAUUUGAAUAUUUUCG